CUGUGCGUGUUCGCGUCUUGGAGCUGGAAUUUGGGGAGUGGAAAUACCACUCACUGUUACUUUCACAGUUGGCGUCAAGUCGAAUGAGAGUGACUCCUCUGACAUUCUACUCUGUCGGUCAGUCAGCGCGCUUCGGAAAAGGGGCGAACCUUUACCGAACGGAACGCAGUCAAGAGGAUUAAGAAUUGGGUAGUCCGCUCGCACUCUCAGUACGCAGGUGUUUGUAGCUAACUCAUGCCUUGGUUGGUUUUAGACGGGAUAGUGAGUGUAUGAGAUAUUAUUGAAUUCUGGAACUUUUUCGUUACAUUUUUUUAAUGUAAAAAUAUCAAUUUUUGAGUGAUACCUGUCGGGGCACUUUAGGUGACUGGGUUUUCUUAAUCAACAAUUGUUUUCUGCGUUUGGAUUAUUAUAAUUUUCCUUGGAAAUGGCACAUUCUUAUUCUGGGAGAGAUACACGACUUCCAGAGAGAGGAAACCGUAGUUGAAUAAUAACACAGGAUGCUGCUUGCGACCUGAAGCACUCAGAAGAAUUUAGACAUUUCUGAGACGUUUGUUAUUUUGCUUUGCGCACUAUAAGAAGGUGGACAUAUCAAGUAUUUUUUACUUUUUUUUACACGUGUGUAUUUUACAACACAAUUAUGUAUUGUGGAUUUAUACUUUUCUUUUCAACCCAACUCCUCUUUGUGGCUUCAUUGACUCAAAGUCAUAAAUGUGGAGAUAACAUUGAGAUAACCAGUGCAGAUUAUCUCACCUCUCCUGGCUAUCCGACCUCAUACCCUCCAUCACAACAAUGUAUGUGGGUGAUAUCGGCCCCAGACCCAGGACAGAAGAUACUCAUCAACUUUAACCCUCAUUUUGAUCUGGAGGACAGAGACUGCAAGUAUGACUAUGUGGAGGUGUUUAACGGUGGGGAUGAGGAGGCUCCGAUCCUGGGGAAGUUCUGUGGGAAGAUAGCCCCCUCCCCCAUCAUCUCCAGCGGCAACGAGCUCCUAAUCAAGUUUGUGUCCGACUACGAGUCUCCCGGUGCUGGAUUCUCAGUGCGCUACGAGGUCUUCAAGACAGGACCUGAGUGUUCUAGAAACUUCACCUCGUCUAAGGGCGUUAUAAAGACACCAGGCUUCCCUGACAAGUACCCCAACAACCUGGACUGUACCUUCAUGAUCAUCGCCCCCAAAAUGUCAGAGAUCGUGGUGGACUUUGACACGUUCGACAUGGAGCCUGACACCACCCCUCCACCCGGGGCACUGUGUCGCUAUGACUGGCUGGAGAUCUGGGAUGGGUUCCCUGCAGUGGGACCCCACAUUGGGCGGUACUGUGGUAACAGCAGUCCUGGCCGAGUCAUCUCCUACACAGGGAUCCUUUCUAUGACCAUCAACACAGACAACGCCAUCGCCAGAGAGGGCUUCUCAGCCAACUACACUGUCAGAGAGAGGAGCCUACGACAGGGACCAGAGGAAUUGACCUGUCUGGAGGGCCUGGGGAUGGAGUCAGGAGAGAUCACCUCAGAUCAGAUCACUGCCUCCUCUCAGUACAACCCCAACUGGUCCCCAGAACGCUCCAGACUCAACUACAAAGAGAACGGAUGGACCCCCUCAGAAGACUCUGCUAGAGAGUGGAUACAGGUGGACCUGGGAUUCCUCCGUUUUGUUUCAGCUGUGGGAACACAGGGAGCAAUCUCCAAGGAGACGAAGAAGGAGUACUUUGUCCACUCCUACAAAGUGGACGUGAGCUCCAAUGGAGAGGACUGGGUCACAAUAAAGGAGGGAUCCAAGCAGAUGAUUUUCCAGGGGAACCACAAUCCUACAGAGGAAAAAAGGUCGUUCCUACCGAAGCAGACUCUAGCCCGUUACGUCCGCAUCAGACCCAUGUCUUGGGAGAUAGGCAUCUGCAUGCGCUUCGAGGUGUACGGCUGCAAGACAUCAGACUACCCUUGCUCCGGCAUGCUGGGGAUGGUCUCUGGUCAAAUCUCAGACGCCCAGAUCAGCGCGUCAUCGCACGCAGAGCGCGGCUGGGUACCAGAGAACGCCAGGUUGCUGACAGGGAGGUCGGGCUGGACCCAGCAACAGACCAGACAUCCCUUCCGGAACGAGUGGCUGCAGAUGGACCUGGGCCAGGACAAGCUGGUCAGCGGCCUGCUCAUCCAAGGAGGACGUCACAGAGACAAGAAUGUGUUUAUGAAGAAGUUCAAGGUGGGCUACAGCAACAAUGGCUCUGACUUUACUAUGGUGAAGGAAGACAACAGCUCUAGGCCUAAGAUCUUCAUUGGGAACCAGAACCAUGACACACCAGAGCUGCGUACGCUGGGCCCUCUGCUGACUCGCUUCCUCAGGGUCUACCCAGAGAGAGCCACCCCCGAUGGCCUGGGGCUCAGACUGGAGCUGCUGGGCUGUGAGAUCCAUGAGCCCACAACUCUCCCACCGACCACGGCUGUAGCGACCAUGUUUGCUGUAACCACGUUCGCUGCCACCACAACCGCAUCUGUGACCAUGCCCACCCUGACGUCAGAGUGUGACGACCAGGAGGCCAGCUGUCACAGUGGAACAGGAGGAGGGGAGGACUAUGACACAACAGGUGGCACCACAUUGGCAGACCCAACCCUGGAGGAAGAGCUUGUGCCAGAGUACCUGUGGUUUGCUUGUGACUUUGGCUGGGCGGGCAACCCGUCGUUCUGUGGCUGGACACUGGAGAAGGAUACUGGUGCUGAGUGGAUGAUUCAGACCAGCGGGGCCCCCACUGUCCACAAAGGGCCCAACCUGGACCACACAGGAGUUCCAGGGAACUUCAUCUACAUGCAGCUCGCUGCUGAGACCGAAAUGGAAGAGGAGGAGGACGAGCAGGAGGAGGACGAGCAGGAGGAGGACGAGGUGGAGGAGAGGGUGGCACGCCUAGCCAGCCUGCCUGUCACCGCCCCAGACACAAACCUGUGUGUGUCCUUCUGGUACCACAUUUUCGGGGAGCACGCUGGCACCCUGCACAUCAAACAGAGGAGACAGACAGAGGAGGGGCGGGCGGAGGCACUACUCUGGACCGUCAGUGGACACCAGGGCAGCAGAUGGAGGGAGGGACGGCUGUUGGUGCCCCACUCCAGCACACCCUAUGAGGUGGUGAUUGAGGGAGUGGGAGACAGGAGCACAGGACACAUCGCGCUGGACAAUAUAAAGAUCCUGGAUGGACUCACACCAGAGGAGUGUAAGGAUCCAGAUGUACCAGAGGCUCCUACGUCCCAGCCAACAGAGAUCUGCAUAUACCCGAUGGAACCCUACUACCCAGAGGAAGUGGAGAAUAGCGAGCUGGGUGGCCCAGGCAACAUGCUGAAAACCCUGGACCCCAUUCUCAUCACCAUCAUCGCUAUGAGCGCUCUGGGGGUUUUCCUGGGAGCUAUCUGUGGUGUCGUCCUCUACUGUGCCUGCUCGCACGGCCACAUGUCCGACAGCAGGAACUUGUCGGCUCUGGAGAACUAUAACUUUGAGCUGGUGGACGGCGUCAAGCUAAAGAAGGACAGCAAGCUGAAUGCACAGAACAGCUACUCAGAGGCGUGAGCGUCAUCCUCUGAGGAAAGAUAACACAAGCAGCCUCAUGGCUGGAGGAACUAGACCACCGGACGGAGGGUUGUGAGUUGUGACUCAAGUGUUGUCCUAUUCCUUAUAUAGUGCACUAUGUAGGGGAUAGGGUGGCAUUUGGGAUGCAGCUGGCUAUAGUGAUGGUGGGAGGUUGUGACUGAGCCAUGCUAUUCUCAGGAGCUGCAGUGAAAGGAACCUACCCGUAGUGGGCACUGUGUAUAAAUAAAAUGUGUACAGCAAAAAUGAUUGUUUUGUUUUUUGUUUGUUUUGCGACGUGCUUUGUUUUUCUGUAACCAGAUGCUGGUGAUGUGACCAAUUGAGAUGGAAAUAUUUAUCAUGUUUUUGUUAUUUUUCUUUUGGAAGGAUAGGAUAUUUUAUUUUUCAUCAGAGGUCAUUAUUAUUCACAGAAAGCGCAUAGAAACGUAUAUUCACUAUCCUGACACGUGGCUCUUCGGCUGGCCAUGUUAUCAGUUUGUAUGUCUGCAUCGAUUUGUGCAUCUUGUUUGUGUGUAUGUGUGCGUGCAUGUACGCAUGCAUGUGCGUGCAUGAGCAAGUGUAUGUGCAUGCAUGUAUGUAUGCAUCCAGAGGGUGCUUGCCCUGGCCCUAGACCUGUGUCUAGUUCCACAGUGCCUUUUUGAAAGUUUAUGUUGCCUUUUCUCCACUGACUCUGUUCUGAUCAUAGCAGUACGUUAGGCAUCGGCUGGUAGAGUCUGAUUCUGUUCUGAUCAUAGCAGUACGUUAGGCAUCGGCUGGUAGAGUCUGAUUCUGUUCUGAUCAUAGCAGUACGUUAGGCAUCGGCUGGUAGAGUCUGAUUCUAUUCUGAUCAUAGCAGUACGUUAGGCAUCGGCUGGUAGAGUCUGAUUCUAUUCUGAUCAUAGCAGUACGUUAGGCAUCGGCUGGUAGAGUCUGAUUCUAUUCUGAUCAUAGCAGUACGUUAGGCAUCGGCUGGUAGAGUCUGAUUCUGUUCUGAUCAUAGCAGUACGUUAGGCAUCGGCUGGUAGAGUCUGAUUCUGUUCUGAUCAUAGCAGUACGUUAGGCAUCGGCUGGUAGAGUCUGAUUCUGUUCUGAUCAUAGCAGUACGUUAGGCAUCGGCUGGUAGAGUCUGAUUCUGUUCUGAUCAUAGCAGUACGUUAGGCAUCGGCUGGUAGAGUCUGAUUCUGUUCUGAUCAUAGCAGUACGUUAGGCAUCGGCUGGUAGAGUCUGAUUCUGUUCUGAUCAUAGCAGUACGUUAGGCAUCGGCUGGUAGAGUCUGAUUCUGUUCUGAUCAUAGCAGUACGUUAGGCAUCGGCUGGUAGAGUCUGAUUCUGUUCUGAUCAUAGCAGUACGUUAGGCAUCGGCUGGUAGAGUCUGAUUCUGUUCUGAUCAUAGCAGUACGUUAGGCAUCGGCUGGUAGAGUCUGAUUCUAUUCUGAUCAUAGCAGUACCUUAGGCAUCGGCUGGUAGAGUCUGAUUCUGUUCUGAUCAUAGCAGUACCUUAGGCAUCGGCUGGUAGAGUCUGAUUCUGUUCUGAUCAUAGCAGUACGUUUGGCAUCGGCUGGUAGAGUCUGAUUCUGUUCUGAUCAUAGCAGUACGUUAGGCAUCGGCUGGUAGAGUCUGAUUCUGUUCUGAUCAUAGCAGUACGUUAGGCAUCGGCUGGUAGAGUCUGAUUCUAUUCUGAUCAUAGCAGUACCUUAGGCAUCGGCUGGUAGAGUCUGAUUCUGUUCUGAUCAUAGCAGUACGUUAGGCAUCGGCUGGUAGAGUCUGAUUCUGUUCUGAUCAUAGCAGUACGUUAGGCAUCGGCUGGUAGAGUCUGAUUCUGUUCUGAUCAUAGCAGUACGUUAGGCAUCGGCUGGUAGAGUCUGAUUCUGUUCUGAUCAUAGCAGUACGUUAGGCAUCGGCUGGUAGAGUCUGAUUCUGUUCUGAUCAUAGCAGUACGUUAGGCAUCGGCUGGUAGAGUCUGAUUCUGUUCUGAUCAUAGCAGUACGUUAGGCAUCGGCUGGUAGAGUCUGAUUCUGUUCUGAUCAUAGCAGUACGUUAGGCAUCGGCUGGUAGAGUCUGAUUCUAUUCUGAUCAUAGCAGUACCUUAGGCAUCGGCUGGUAGAGUCUGAUUCUGUUCUGAUCAUAGCAGUACCUUAGGCAUCGGCUGGUAGAGUCUGAUUCUGUUCUGAUCA
This is a messenger RNA of Oncorhynchus gorbuscha (pink salmon), 5708 nucleotides long. Its product is annotated as neuropilin-1a-like. The transcript has 18 exons. NCBI's taxonomy places the organism in Eukaryota, Metazoa, Chordata, Actinopteri, Salmoniformes, Salmonidae. Gene Ontology annotation, cellular component: membrane. Bases 638 to 3538 code for a protein of 966 amino acids. Gene Ontology annotation, molecular function: semaphorin receptor activity; vascular endothelial growth factor receptor activity. The record is from RefSeq and is a predicted model, not a curated record. Gene Ontology annotation, biological process: angiogenesis; vascular endothelial growth factor signaling pathway; axon guidance.